AUGGCAAGCAACAAGAUUUCUAUGCCGAAGGAACUGGCUGAGCCUGAAUCGGACCAAGAUUUUGACUUUCUUGAGUUUCUAUUGAAGUAUGUGUACACCGACCCAGAACAGCGACGCAGCCUUCCCAUGCCGCUUGCCCGUCCCAUCGCACAGACUUGGAAAGAAUGGUUUAUGGAGAAGGGCAUAACUUGGAUAUCUGCUCGAGGUAGCACCAGUGGAAAAUUUGCUACCGGUCUCAUUGAACUUUUUGCAGCGGUCGUAGUUGCCAAUUAUCUGUCUGGGGCUUGGAAUUGGAAUUGUUCUCUCGGAAAAGACAAAUCUGACAAUACAAACCCUAAACGAAAAUGGGAGGAACCGAAAAAUGGAGAAAAGCGGGAAACGAAAAUCGGAAAAAGCAGAGCAAAUUUCGAGAACGAGGAAAAGUAG
Molecule: messenger RNA, 426 nt
Organism: Prunus armeniaca (apricot)
Lineage: Eukaryota; Viridiplantae; Streptophyta; Magnoliopsida; Rosales; Rosaceae
Source: the annotation of a GenBank genome assembly